Messenger RNA from Rattus norvegicus (Norway rat), 4889 nucleotides. It is a transcript of the gene Use1, whose product is annotated as unconventional SNARE in the ER 1. Gene Ontology annotation, biological process: membrane fusion. The record is from RefSeq and is a predicted model, not a curated record. NCBI's taxonomy places the organism in Eukaryota, Metazoa, Chordata, Mammalia, Rodentia, Muridae. Gene Ontology annotation, cellular component: endoplasmic reticulum; endoplasmic reticulum membrane.
CUCCUCUGAUCCUGCUGGCUUGAAUACAGUCAUCCCCUUGGUACAACCCUUUAGUCCCAAACAAUGAAGAUAAAGUUAGUUUGUAGAAAGAAGUACCCAUUUUGAAAGUGAUGUUUAAUUGAGUGACAAAGUGAUGAAUGAGAGAAAGAUUUGACUCUCAUGAGAAAAGAGGAAAGAGAAGCUAUUUGGGCAAUGUAGAGAGAAGGAGGCAGCUUUACUUGAACAGACUGAAGAGAGAACAAGUUAGACACAGGUGAAGACAGAACGAACAAACCAGAGAAUGAGAAGGAACCAGCAAGGUAGAACAGAUUACUAGAGUUCAUUUGAGGCAAAGCAAUUCAGGAGAGGUUGAAACAGAGGCCAGUUUGAAUCAGGACUUAGAGCCAGAAAAGGUGAGUUGAACCAGCCAGCAAGAGCUCAGAAAACAAUAGAAAGGGUGAGCUUAUUCAGUAGCAAGUCUCAGAGUCUUAAAACAUUCUAGGCCUAGAUUAGAUUGUACAGAGGCUAGAAGCUUCGCAGGUUAGCAGACAGAGGCAAUAAGCCUCCAAGACAAUUCCAUCAAAUGAAUAAAAGUUGCAUUAACACUCCAGUGCCACCAUCAGUCACCUUUUGAUGUUUUGGCCUGAACUGGACAGAACCUCCAGCAGGGCAGCCUAGAGUCUGGCUUAUGUUGACCCCAGCCUACAUUUGGUUUUUUAUUAGCAUGCUAGAGAUUUGAGCACAGGCCCUCGUACUGAAAGACCCUCAGAGAGAAUCUUCCUUCGGGAAGGAGAUCCCCAAGCCCAAUGACCAGGCCGAGUCCACUCGGAUGCAAUCAGCAAGAGGGUUUAUUGGAAAACACAGGUACCUGCGGGCACACAGUCUCUUCGGAGGACUUGCACGCCCAGCAGCUCCAGCAUGGGGCUUUUAUAGGGUUUGGGGAAGCAGAAGCGGGCGUACAGAAGCAGAUGCAUGGUUACAGGGACUUGAUUGGUGGAUUCAAAUGAGGCGCGGAUGCAGGGUCACGCAGCAAAAGAGUCCGGAAUGUCAGGGGCUUAUCCCUUCCUGCCAGAUGGCCUGUGAGUCAGUUCCGAUACCUCCGGCUGGUUCUGCAUUCCUUCUUCCUUAUCUUUGUGGUCUGUCCGUUUUUAAAGAUUUAUUUAUUUAUUAUAUACACUGUAGCUGUCCUCAGACACACCAGAAGAGGGCAUCAGACCCCAUUACAGAUGGUUGUGAGCCACCAUGUGGUUGCUGGGAUUUGAACUCAGGACCUCUGGAAGAGCAGUCAGUGCUCUUAACCACUGAGCCAUCUCUCCAGCCCAUGGUCUGUCAGUUUUAACGGCGGGGCAGGCCCCACAGGACCUGGGCAUGCCUGGACCUGCCCAAGCCUGUUUCAGUUCUGAGUCUGUGAAUUUUGAAACUUACUCUUUUAACUUCAUAUUUUUAAACCUUAAAUCUGUAUAAUUUUCUUUUCAGUACUUUUCAGAGAACUCUCUGAACAGUUCGCCAGUCCCUUGGCCAAAUGUGGCCAUCAAGGCAUGUACAGGAUUUUUGUGUUUAAGGUCCAAGGAAAGUUCAACAUGACUUAACAAUACUGACUACAGCUGGGGAGAGAAGGCGGUCAUUGGUAGCAUAUCAUCUAAGCUCCGCCCCACAGUUACCUGGCAACAGCCAGGUGUGCCCACUCACUAUAAAAGGGGCUGCUGGCCCCCUCCUCUCUCCCUUGCUCUUGCCUUCUUGCUCCCUCUCUGUCCUCUUGCCCCUUCCCCCCUUUCUCCCCAUUACCUCCCCACCUCUCUACAUGCUCAUGGCCAGCUUCUACUCCUCUACUUCUCUUCUCUCUCUUUCCUCUCCUCUUCUCCCCUUCCCUUCCCUCCCCCCUCUCUCUGCCUCUACUACCCUUUAAUUCCCCUCCCCAUGCCCUGAAUAAACUCUAUUCUUUACUAUGCCAUCGUGUGGCUGGUUCCUCAGGAGGAAGGGAUGCCUCAGCAUGGACCGACGGAGGUACAUUUCACCCACACCUGACUACAACCAUCAAAAUAUAUCCCCUCUCUAUCUUUUUAUAAACACAUCAGUCACUCCACAGAGGUGCUCCUUUGUGGACCCUAAACUCAGUAUUCCGCAGCACAUUUUCUGAAGUGAAUGGGACCCCAGGCAACCUGAGAGAUGGCCUUUGUACUAUGCUCUGGUCCUUAGGAAGGCCAGUCGUGAGCAGUGGCAGAUAGGCUCAGUCUCCAUCUGUGCACUGUGAUGUACGGCACAGGAGCACAUGCACACACAAGUAAUCAUUAAAAUGUAAAACAUCCCACCCGGUGCCAGCUCCUUUGUGUGUCUGCUGUUUCUUCAUCCCAUGUCACUACAUCUGGGUCAACCCCAAAGUCAUGCAGGUUGCAGCAACAGGUGAGUGGAAGAGCAAAAAGUGGUACACACACAGGACACAGCAUCAUCCCUCUUCAGAAAGGAGAACAUUCUGUGGAUGUGGUAGUCAGGAAGGCGAGCAGGUGCUAGUGUGGCCCGGCCUUUAAUCCCGGCAGAGGCCAGUCAGGGCAGUAGACUGAGAGCUGGCUCAGAAGAGUUCUUACUGUUCUCUCAGAGGACACAAGGUUUCUACUGCUGUGAAAAGACAUCAUGACCAUGGUGACCUUUAUGAAGGAAAACAUUUUACUUGGGGCUGGUACACCGUUCACAGGAGCUGGUUCACAGGAGUUUAGUCCAUCAUCGUCCAUGACGGGAAGGAUGGUGGCACUCAGGCAGAAGUAGCUGAGGAUUCCACAUCUGAAUCAGCAGGCAGCAGAAAAAGGACUGUAUGCCAGUAAGCCUAGUUUAAGCUUUUGAGAUCUCAGAGCACACCCCGCCCCAUGGUGCACUUCCUCUGUAAACCACUGCCUAUGGGGCUCAUUCUGAUUCAAACCACUAGCAACAAGGUUCAACGACCAGCACCACAAACCUUAGAGUCACCAUAACUCCAGUACUUGGGGUCCAGUAUCACUUUUGUUUUUUAAGGUUUAAAUAGUUCUUUAGAGACAUGAUUUCUGUGUAGCCCUGGCUGUCUUAGAACUCUGUAGACCAAACUGGCCUUGAACUCAAAGAUACACCUGCAUCCGCCCGAGUGCUAGGACUAAAGCCCCACCCCGACCCUGCCCAGUUAAAAUGUAUAUGUUUGUGUGUCUGUGUGUUGGUGUGUGCAUACGAAAGCAUGGGAAAAGUCAGAGGUGUCAAAUCCCUGGAAUCACGGGAGGUUAGCAUCUUUUGUAAAACUGCUCAGGACUGAGACAAGCUUGUUUUACAUUUCUAAUGCUCAGAAGUCACAUGAGAGUGAAGAAAGAGGUGCUCAGUGGCUGAAAGCACAUACUGCUCUUGCAGAGAACCUAGUUAUUAGCUCACAACCACAGUAAAUUCAGCUCCAGGGAAUCCUAGCUUGUUUACUAAUUCACAUGGCAUUCCCUGAAUUUCUCAAGGGCUACAUUCUUCAGGAAGUACAAUAUUCUCCAUCUUCCGGGCCUCAACCCUGUAACAGAGUACAUUUAACCUAAGAUGAAGCAGAGUUGCUGGUAGCUAAGGAAGACGGGGGCCAUGGACCAUAAUUUAUGACAGAAGAGUGGAAACAGCCAGGUCAGAGUUCGGGAUGCUGGCAGCCAGGACUGGAAACUAGCAAGUUGGCCAGAUGAAAACGUCCGACUGGCACCUCAUCAAGCAGGGUCGGGGGAGGCCCCAUGUCAGGGCUCCCGCCUCAGAGGUAGAAAACAUGCGCACUGAGCGCGGAGGCGAGGUGAACAAGCGGAAUGUAAUGGUCGGCGAGCAAAGAUGAGGAAUGGCUUUUCCGGUCCUGCCGUCCAGUUCUUGCGGGACAUGAUUGGUUGUUCAGGGUCUGGAUAGGCUACAGAAACUCUGCUUCAAAAAAUGAAAGAAGGCCAGAUAUCAAGCCACAAUUUUAAAAAGAGGCUCUCUAGGGACGAAAACGACUUAUCUUUGAAUAAACUGCGGCUUGAAAUAAAACUCCGCCCCAUGCGUAGCAGGGCGGACCUCGGAGGGGGAAAAAAAAAAACCCACGCAGGCACUUCCGCCCCUUUCUAAGAUGGCGCAGGCGGAAGGGGCCUGUCACCGUCCGCUGGCGACGUCGCGGCUGGAGUUGAACCUGGUGCGGCUGCUUUGUCGCUGUGAGUCGAUGGCGGCCGAAAAACGAGAACCGGACGAGUGGCGUCUGGAGAAGUAUGUGGGUGCCCUGGAAGACAUGCUGCAGGCCCUGAAAGUCCAAGCAAGUAAACCGGCCUCGGAAGUGAUCAGUGAGUACUCCCGCAAAGUGGACUUUCUGAAGGGCAUGCUGCAGGCUGAGAAGUUGACCUCCUCCUCUGAAAAGGCUCUAGCUAACCAGUUCCUGGCUCCUGGCCGCGUGCCCACCACAGCCAAGGAGCGGGUGCCUGCCACCAAGACUGUACAUUUGCAGUCUAGAGCACGUUACACCAGUGAGAUGCGGAGUGAGCUGUUGGGCACGGAGUCCUCUGGAGAGCUGGAGGCAGACAUGAGGAAGCGAGUCAGUGUGAAGGGGCCUAGACCUGCAGAUGAGAAGCAGUCAGCGUCCGAGCUAGACCUCGUCCUCCAGAGGCACCAGGGCCUCCAGGAAAAGCUGGCUGAGGAGAUGCUAGGCUUGGCCCGCAGCCUGAAGACCAACACACUGGCUGCCCAGAGUGUCAUCAAGAAGGACAACCAGACCCUGUCACAUUCGCUCAAGAUGGCAGACCAGAACCUGGAGAAGCUGAAGCUGGAGUCAGAGCGGCUGGAGCAGCACGCACAGAAGUCGGUGAACUGGCUGCUGUGGGCCAUGCUCAUCGUCGUGUGCUUCGUGUUCAUCAGCAUGAUCCUGUUCAUACGCAUCAUGCCCAGACUGAAAUAAAACAACACCCGCCCGCCAA